This is a messenger RNA of Peronospora belbahrii, 822 nucleotides long. The record is from the annotation of a GenBank genome assembly. Lineage: Eukaryota; Oomycota; Peronosporomycetes; Peronosporales; Peronosporaceae.
AUGGGACACCUCGAGGCCACGUUUCAAGUACUUACCGUUAGCUCAUCCGUCUUCGUGAGACUUUCACCAUGGCCAGACUUUCAGCGCAUUUGCAAGACUAAAAACACUGGUGAAGUACAAAUUCUUCCUGUGGUGAUGCUAUUCACUAAUUGCGUCGUGCUCGCAUGGUUUGGCUACUUGUCCGAGAACAUUUUUCCGCUCUUCGUGACUGCUUUGCUUGGGCUUGUUACCUGCGGAGGAUUUAUUACAGUCUUUUAUCGCUACACCGACGACAGACCAUCCCUGCACAGAAUCUGCGCUGUAGGUUUCGCUGUUAUCGUACUUGUGUGUCUGUACGGCGCCAUUGGCCUUGCAGGCGUUACGGGGCAGUCCAAGUUCUCUAUGGCCACAGCAAUGGGUGCUUUCUCUGUUGUCACGUCCAUUGGGUUGUAUAGCUCCCCUCUUGCUACAAUCCAGCGAGUUAUGCGCAGUAAAUCGACGGCCUCGAUGCCUUUCACGCUUUGUCUCGCAAACUUCUUUAGCAGCGUAUGCUGGACGAUCUAUGCGAUUAUUAUCGAGGACGUGUGGAUUCUUCUUCCGAAUGCUUUUGGCUGUGUUCUCACUACGAUCCAAUUGGCAUUGUAUGUCAUCUACCCGACGUCAACGGCAACGGAAACACAGGUCAUAGCCGACCACUCGGGUGUCACAAUUGAGAUUGAGGGUAAAACCUCACUGUCGAUUGUGUUGAACACUACCACGCAAGAAGGAGGCCGUGUAGGAAGGAAGAGUAACAUUGAGCAAAAUGACUGCUUUAUCGAGGUUCGAUCGCCUGUAACGAAGUAA